GCAUGGUGUGUGCACACUCGCACUACUUUUAAGAAAAAAAAAUUUAACAAUUUUUUGUUUGCAUUGUUUUAUGUAUCAAAUUGAUCUAUAAUAUGACUGCGUCUAUAGAUUUGAGUUCAUAUCGUGAUCAGCACUUUAAGGGCUCACGUUCGGAGCAGGAGCGAUCGUUGCGCGACUCAACUACACUAUAUGUAGGAAACUUAUCGUUUUAUACAACUGAGGAGCAAAUACAUGAGCUCUUUUCGCGUUGUGGUGAUGUACGCAUCAUUGUGAUGGGCCUGGACAAAUACAAGAAGACCCCUUGUGGGUUCUGCUUUGUAGAAUAUUACACGCGAGCCGAAGCCGAAGCUGCCAUGAGAUUUGUGAAUGGCACGCGACUGGACGACCGACUGAUUCGUGUGGACUGGGAUGCAGGCUUUAUUGAGGGCCGCCAAUAUGGACGUGGCAAAACUGGCGGUCAAGUGCGAGAUGAAUAUAGAACAGACUACGAUGCGGGACGAGGCGGCUAUGGCAAACUCCUUUCCCAGAAGAUUGCACCCAAUACUGACAACCGCUAGAGAUAAGAUUAGAAGCUUAGCCCCAACUAGAUAUUAAACAAAAUAAUUCAUUA
Molecule: messenger RNA, 610 nt
Organism: Drosophila hydei
Lineage: Eukaryota; Metazoa; Arthropoda; Insecta; Diptera; Drosophilidae
Gene: Cbp20
Product: nuclear cap-binding protein subunit 2B
Exons: 3
Coding region: 93-557 (154 amino acids)
Biological process (GO): mRNA cis splicing, via spliceosome
Cellular component (GO): nuclear cap binding complex
Molecular function (GO): RNA cap binding
Source: RefSeq, a predicted model, not a curated record